AUGUUAUGGGAGUUAUUGGUGCCGGUGAUGGGUACAAAGAUCAGUACCAAGUGGAAGAGGCGUCAUUUAGGUGCCCCCAUUGGUGCCGCAAACGAGGAUCUCCCAUUGGAGGCGUGGACCGAAGAAGAUGACAAUGCCGGGCCAACGCUGCCAGCAAUCACGGCCUUGGAAGAAGAAGAUGCCGAGACCACUGGUGCUCUCCCUGGCGACUCACAAGAGACCAAUCAGCUGGCCAGUGACUCUCAGAAGCAAGUCGCACUGGUUGCCAAGCCGCUUAUCGCUGGAACGCUCCCUUGGGGUGGUAUUCCAGCAUCAGUACUUAUGCCUGCGAGCACAGAAGUCGGGCCAUCUGCAACAAUUACUGAGAUGGAAGAAGAGGUUGUGGCGCAUGCAAAGGGGGUGGAAAUGGAUGCGGAGCAAGAAGAGGCGAAGGAGGCGGAGGCGGUAGAGAAGGCGGUGAUGGCAGAUGUCACUGAGAAGAAGGAGGAUAAGCCAAAACGUCCCAAGCCGUGCCGGGCUUAUCAGAAGACCGCAACAGCAUUGCCCCCGUCCAAUGCCGAUGAGGUGGAGUUCGUGGAUGGUGUGCCUUCUGGGAAAGCAACGGAUAUGUUGGUGGCUUUUGUGCCUGCAAGUGCGGACCGCCCUGGUUCCCUAACUAGGGGGAACAUGUUGGAGUCCGACACGGUAGAAGCUGUCAUACCUCGGAGGGUCAUGGAGAAACCCAUCACCCCCGUGAAUACGAUGUCGGGCAAGGGCUUGAAGAACAAGGGGAAGGUCUGGCUCAGUGCCUGGAAUGCACCUGAGCCUACAACCCGAUUGGUGAAGGGCCAUAACCUUAAGGCAAAGCCGACCACCAUUGCGGAAGGCUUCCAACUUCUGCAGAUGUUGUAUGGUACAUGGUGGGAGGUUGCUCUGCUUGAGGACCAGUGCAAUUUGUGCGCAAAGGAGGGCAUGCAUUGCUGGUCCCAGGGAGUGACUCAUUGUUGCAUGCUGUGUCAUCAGCGAUUGAAGGAAUGCUCACUGGCUCCCAGCACUGACAAAUGCAAGGGCUGCGUUGUCAGGAAGAUGAAAAGUUUGGCCGACGUCCUCGGUGAAGACAGGGAGUGGCCUGAGGUCACAAAGCCCGCCAAGUGGGAACAAGUGCAUGUGUUGCUCGAACAAGCCUCUUCCUGGCUUUUUAUGGCUGGCACUCCCAUUAACAAGUGGGCGAUGGAGAUACACCUUAAUCAAGCUGGCCUCACGUUUGUGCUCAACACUGGGCAAGAUGAAAUCUUGUAUGUUCAUCUGCCCCGCAAGGAUAACCAUGCACCCAUGGGCAUGUGGUAUGAGAUGAACCUGUCAGGGCACCAGCUCAUUUCUUGGUCAAGAGACAUGACUAAGCCUUUAUGA
Messenger RNA from Dacryopinax primogenitus, 1389 nucleotides. RefSeq lists its product as uncharacterized. The record is from RefSeq and is a predicted model, not a curated record. NCBI's taxonomy places the organism in Eukaryota, Fungi, Basidiomycota, Dacrymycetes, Dacrymycetales, Dacrymycetaceae. The coding region runs from base 1 to 1389 and encodes 462 amino acids. The transcript is spliced from 8 exons.